Molecule: messenger RNA, 6156 nt
Organism: Spathaspora passalidarum NRRL Y-27907
Lineage: Eukaryota; Fungi; Ascomycota; Pichiomycetes; Serinales; Debaryomycetaceae
Exons: 5
Biological process (GO): microtubule cytoskeleton organization; establishment of mitochondrion localization; dynein-driven meiotic oscillatory nuclear movement
Cellular component (GO): mitochondrion; cell cortex
Molecular function (GO): tubulin binding
Source: RefSeq, a predicted model, not a curated record
AUGCCUCCAACCGAUAAGUCAUCAUCGUCGUCCGCUAAGGAUGACAUAAGAGGCCAGUUGUCAGAUAUACAAAGAAAAUUAUUCAGUAGAUCGUCGUCAAAACAAUCGUCUCCUGUCCACCAAAAUGCUGCCAGAACUGUAACUGGCAAACGUACAAUAUCAACUUCAUCAGACCAAGAGAACUUAGCACCCCAUUUCCCGCCUCCAAAGUUGGGUUCUCCUGUGGGCAGAUCAUUGACUCCUCCUGCUGCUUCUGGUGCUGGUGCUGCCGCCGCUGAUUUGGGAACUUCAAGUAGUAGCCGUACUGGUAGUCCGCGUUCCGCCAGCAGCAGCAGCAAGAAAUCACAUCACCAUGGGUCUCCAUUGACUAUGAUUCAACCAUCUUCGCCGCAAACUAAAAGUUUGCUAGGUCCUGAAUCUAAGGGGAAUGACGUGAAUUUUGUAGUUGGUUUGAGCGAAAAUUUGUUGAGCGAAUGUCGUCGAUUAACAGCUGAAAAUGCAAAAUUGAAACCAAAAUUAAAACUGGCUUUAGAAGAAAUUCAAACUUUCAAAGAUGAGAUAUUCGAAUUGAAACAUUAUAAGGAAUUCCAAGCCACCAAUGAAAACCAACUCAAGGACAAGAAUUGGGAAUUGGAAGCCACAGUCAACAACUUAAACGACCAAAUCAACCAAUUGAAUCAGGAGAAUUCUAAACUUGCUGGUAAGAAUGACGAAUUGUCCACCGAAUUAGCCAAUGUAAAUAAACAACAUGAUAAAUUAAACGUAACGAAUGAAUCUUUAAUCAAAAAUUUGAAUGACUUGCAACUUAAUUAUCAAGCUCAGAUUACUAAUUUAAACCAACGAAUUGAUGCUUUGAAUGACGAAAAUGACCAAUUGCAUUUGAAAUUAACUGGACCUGACCAAUCAACUUCUACAGACUCAGUCAAGGCCACAGCCAAGAAUGAUCCAUGGCUUAACUUGGAUGAUUCCACCAAUGGUGGUGAUGACGGUGCCAAUGACAUGACAUUUGAUUCCAUAUUGUUGGAAUUAGAAGCUCACGAUUUACCACCUUCCAAUCCUUCCAAUCCCCAAUUGGAAAUUGAGACGUUAAGGUCCACUUUACAACAUUCAAACAGAACAAUUGCCAAGUUGAGAUCGUCAAUUCUUAAAAUGAAACGGGAAGAUUUGCAAUCAACCCCAUCCCCAACUAAACUGAGCCUUCGAUUCAGAAAAUCAAGAAAUGAAGUACAACCAUUGGGAACAUCUUCAAAUAGAAAUUCCAUGAUUUCACCCAAAAAGCGUGACUCGAAGUUUUUGAUUACUGCUGAUGAAGAUACUUCGUUCACCGAAUUCCCAACUGAAGGUGGAGAAUGGGAUGAUUUUAUCGAAGAUAUUCCUUCUACUACCAAGAAGAGUAUAAGCCCGGUAAGAACGAAUGCAAGUCCAGUAAGAAGUAAUGUAUUGUCAGAUGUACCUCAAUUGGUUGAGUCUGAAGGAGAGGAAGAAGACACCACUAUUCAAAGAAAGCCAACAAUAUUAUCGAAGGAACUCUCGACGAAAUCAAUCGAAGAACAGAUUCAAGAAUAUGUAAAGGCUAAUAAUUUGAUUUUAAUACCAGUUGACCAGUACACUGAUUUAUCCAAUAAUUCCAUUACAACAUUAACGAAUGAUAAAAUUGUUAACCUUGCCAAGGCAAAGGGUUAUCACGUUUUGUCUCAAGCUGAUUAUGAAGAAUUAGUAAAUGAAGAAGAAAUGAAGAAGAAGUUGGAAGCUAAGGGAUUGAUAACGAUACCUCAAGAUGAUUUGACUAAACUCAAACAUGAUUUGGAUUCACCAUCAGUGUAUUUGAAGGAAAAGGCAAACUCAUUAGGAUUGAUCAUGGUAUCAUCUGAAUUAUACGAUGAAGUGGUUAAGAAUGCGAACGAACCAACAGUUGAACAUAUAACUUCAAAGGCUAAAGAUUUAAAUUUACAUGUUGUACCUAACGAAGACUAUGAAAAGUUGACAAAUCCAACCAUUGAAGAUCUUUCUCACCAUGCCGAAAAGCACCAAUCAAAGGUAAUUUCAACCAAUGAAUACGAAGGUUUAAUCAACCCAUCCGCACAAGCAGUGGAAGAGCAUGCAACUAAACACAACAUGAAGGCAAUUACAAUUGAUCAAUUGACCUCUCUUGAAACCUCAAUUGCCAAACCAACCUUGGAAUAUUUAAAAACUCAUGCCCCAAAUUAUAACCAUCAAAUAAUUGAUACUGAAGAAUUAGCCAAAUUGAAUAAAUUAGCUAAUGAACCAAGUUUACAACAAGUUAAAUUACAUGCUGAUAAGCAUGACUUGGUAACGUUAUCCAAACCAGAAUAUACCGAAUUAUUUAAAAUGGCCAAUGAACCAACUGUUGAAAAUCUCACCACCAAAGCCAAUGAUAAAGGAAUGACUGUAAUUAAGACUUCGGAGUACCAAACAUUGACUAAUCCUACAGUUGAACAACUUAGAGAUAAAGCUGGUGGGUUCCAUCAUGCUGUUAUUGAUAAUGACCAGUUGCAAGCAUUGAAGGAAAUGGUAGAUACUCCAGAUAUUGAACAUAUUACUUCUAAAGCUCAAGCUAUGGAUUAUAAAGUGGUGGCUAAUUCUGAAUAUACAAAGUUGCAUCAACGUGCCACUAACCCAACAUUGAACCAAGUCAAUGAAAUGGCACAAGCAUUGAACCAAUCUGUUAUUCCAACCACACAAUUGAAUGAUUUGAAUCUGUUGGCUCAUGAACCUACAAUUGAACAUUUACAAUCGAUGGCAGAAAAGAAAAACCACACAUUAAUUUCAAAGGAAAGCUUUGAGAAUUUGAAUAAAUUAGCUCAUGAACCUGAAAUUGACCAUUUGACAAAACUAGCAAGUGAUAAGCAACAUGUAAUAAUACCACAACUGACUCAUGAUGAAUUAUUGAAUCCAUCGAUUUAUGUUGUUUCUCAGAAGGCUCAAGAAUUGGGACAUGUUGUUGUACCAGAACUGGAAUUGGUCGAAUUAACUACUAAAGCUAAUGAACCAAGUCGAGACCAUCUUGCUGCUAAGGCUAAGAAUAUUGGAUGCUCAAUAAUUGAUGAUUCUGAAUUGGAAGAUUUAACAACUCGCGCUGAACGACCAGAUUUGGAAUUAAUCAAGAACCAUGCAACUACAUUAAACCACAGCGUUAUUUCAAACCAAGAAUUACAGGAGUUGAAGAAGACAGUUGAUUCACCAAGUGUAGAUCAUAUCAUUGCCAAAUCAAAAGAUCUUGGAUAUAUUGCCAUCCCUCAAGAGCAGCACGAAGAAUUGACCAAAUUGGCUUAUGAGCCAUCAGUAGAUACCGUUAAGGAACAUGUAAGCAAACAUGGAUUAGUUGCUAUCCCAGUACAAGAACAUGAAAAGUUGAAACAAAUUUCAGAAACACCUGACAUUGGCUUUAUUAAAGAAAAGGCAAGUAUGUUAGAUUCUGUAGUAGUGCCAGAUAAAGAAUUCGCUAAUCUUCAAACCUUGGCCAACAAUCCACCACUCGAUCAUUUGAAAUCAAAGGUUGAAACCCAUGAUCAUAUAAUUAUUCCUGCUUCGGAAUUGAAUGAAUUGAAAUCUUUAAUUGCUAGCCCAUCACUUGAGUACAUGCACGAAAAGCUGGAAGCUCAAAACAUGAAACUUGUACCAGUUGAUGAAUUUAAGAGUCUUUUAGACAUAGCACAUAACCCAAGCACAUCACAUUUGGAAUCGAAACUCAUGAAUUUAGGAAUGGCAAUGAUUAGUGUGAGUGCACUUCUGGAAUUGAAACAUAAGCUUGCCGAGCCAAGUGAAGAAUAUUUACGAGAGAAGGCUAACUCAAGACAAUUGCAGGUGGUGCACAAUGAUGAAUUAGCUAGAUUACACCAUGAAUUAAAUGAACCUUCUGACGAAUACUUAAAGAACAAAUCAGAAGCCCGUGGUUUACAAUUGGUACCUAGCGAGGAAUUAGCUAGAUUACAUCACGAGUUGGAAGAACCUGCAGAUGAAUAUUUGAAGACUAAAUCAGAAGCCCGUGAAGAUUUAAAACGUAUGGAACAUGAAAUUAAUGAACCAAAUAUUGAGUAUUUGACUAACAAGGCUCAUUCCCACCAAAUGAACUUGAUUCCCGUUGACGAAUUGACUAAGAUGAAGCAAACCAUCGAAUCGCCUGCUGAAGAGCACUUAGCCACCAAAGCCCAAUCUAAGGGAUUGCAACUUGUGAAGAAUGAUGAUUUGGAAACCAUGAAGAACACGAUCGAAAAUCCAAGUGUUGAGUUCUUAACUGAACAGGCAUCUGCUAAGGGAAUGUCAGUAAUUGAUACAAGGGAAUAUGUUCUGUUGAAGCAAGAUUUGGAGCAACCAACUCACGAAUACUUAUCAAGGAAGGCGCAACAACAAGGAAAGCAAAUAGUUGAAGAUAAUGAAAUGGAACUGUUAAAGAAAUUGGCACAUGAUCCUGAAAUUGACCAUAUCAAGAAUGUUUGUUCCAAUAAGGGACUUGUCGUGUUACCUACAGCUGAACACAAGAAAUUAGUUGAACAAGCGUCUAACCCAGAUAUUUCUCAUAUUACCAAAGUUGCUUCGAAGAGAGAUUUGGUGGUAUUACCUGUGGUCGAGCAUAAAGACAUUGUUGAGAGAUCCACCAAUCCUGAUGUUUCUCACAUUGAAACAGUGGCUGCUAAACGAAACCAUAAGGUUGUUCCUAAUAUGGAAUAUGAUAAGUUAAUUCAUAAGGCAGAGAAGUCAUUGGAGGAACAUGCUAAACAGGAAGGAAAGGAAGUUAUCGCCACUAAGGACUUGCAAGACCUCAAAGAUGGGAUUGAAAAUCCUACCUUAGAAUACAUGAAAGAAUGUUGUAGAAAGCAUUUGCACAAGCUUGUUCCAGAAGAAGAAUACAGUGCUCUACAAGUUAAAGCUAACAGACCAGUUGAAGAGAUUGCAAGGGAAUCUGGAUUGGCUGUGCUCCCAUCUGAGAAAUUACAAGAGCUCGAAAGAAAUGUCGAAUCUCCAACUACUGAGUACAUCACCAAUAAAGCUGCAAGCUUAGGUUUAGUGGCUAUUGCAGCUAAGGAAUACAGUAAUCUUACGAAUUAUUUUAAGAAACCUAUAGAGGAAAUUGCUAAUGACAGCAACAAAGUUGCAGUUGAAACUACGGAAUACCAACGUUUGAUCACUCAACUGAACGAACCAUCAUUAGAUCAUAUUCGUUCUGUGGCCCAGAAGCAUAACCAUGUACCUAUACCUAAAGAAGAAUACGAAGGCUUGACCAAGAACACUCAGGAUCCUGAUUUGACAUUUGUAGAAACUAAAGCUAAUGAUAAAGGUUACAAAUUAAUUGAACAAAAUGCAUAUGACGACAUGCUUGAAAAGGUUAAUAGACCUAUAGAAAUAACGGCUAAAGAAUUGGGAUUAAGUGUGGUUCCAAUCCAAGAACUCGAAGACUUGAAAACACAGUUGCAAUCACCUUCUGAGGAUUACUUGCAGGAAAAAGCAAAGUCGCUCGAUGCUGUGGUUGUAUCAACUAACGAAUUAAAUUCACUAAAGGAAUUGGUCAACGAACCAUUGGAACAAAAAGCUGGUGCUGUGGGUAUGGCUGUUGUAGCAAGUGGUAAACUUGCUGAAUUAGAAGAAGUAUAUAACAACCCAACAAUUGAGUUUUUGAAGAAAAAGAUAUCUGAGCUUGGUUUUGAAAUCAUUGAAGCGAAAGAUUUGGAUAAUUUAAGACAAGAAUCGACCGAUCCAUCCAUUGAGAGAAUUAAGCUCCAUGCCGAAAAUAAGGAGAAUUCAGUGAAACUUGUACCACUUGAAGAUUUCGAACAAAUGGAAAAGUUGGCCAAGGAAUCACUAGAAGAAAAAGCAGAAAAGGAAGGUAAGAAGGUAGUAGAUGUAGAUAAAUGGGAAAAGAUAUAUCAAGAUGCUACUAAUCCUUCACUUGAACAAAUUUCUAAAUGUGCUAAACAAAAAUCAUCUGUGGUGAUACCUGAAGAGCAAUACAUUGCUAUGACCAAGGAAUUAGAAACACCAAUUGAAAAUAAAGCUGAAUCUGUUGGUUUGAAAGUAUUACCAUUGGCAAUAUUUGCUGAUUUGAUGAAGCACAAGGAAUCACCUUCACUUGAAUUCCUCAAGGACAAAUCUAGUUCUAGUGGACAUGAAAUUGUUGAAAAAUCACACCUUGAACAUUUG